UUAGGGAGGGGCUGUUCUGGGAGUCAGCCAUGUGGUUAAAAUUGUGCGCUGUGCAUUUUCCCUCCUCUUACUCUUUUCUCCUUUUCUUUCCAGACAUGCCAAAUUACUCCGCUCAGCCAUAGAUGUGUCUUGCGGCUGUACUGCCUUUGCCUUCCCUCUUCCAGAUGCUGACAGACUCUGACCCAGUGGACAGAGAGAAACAGCUCUUCUCCUAUCUUUAUGGAAAUUGAAUGGGGAAUGAAUAGCAGAAGAGAAGAAAGAGCAAAGUUGCUUAUUUUUCUGGCACAUGGAUGCAAUUACACGGAGCACAUUCCAGAGGCGUUACUUUGAAUUCUGAGCAGGUCUGCAUGCCAUUUCUGAGUGGAAAGAAGUAAAAAAGGGAAGAAAAGUCUCUCACACAGAGACGGAAUGUCUGCACUUUCCUUCCUGUUUUUAGGUCUGCUUGGCAGCAUCAUUCCCACAUGGAUGAGAAGAGAUAUCUGUCAGUGAAGCAACCCUUCCAUCACAUCUCUAAUCCAUCCUCCAGGGAGACAGCAUACCUGCAUCCUGUUCUACAUGGAUGUCACAGGCUCAGACAGAAUUUAAGAGGGUGGCUGAAGCAAACGUUACUCUGCCCUGUCAUCAUCGACUGUACCUCCCAGAGCCAACAAGCCUAGACAUAGAAUGGUUGCUAAAGGAUUCCGAAGCUGACCCCAAAGUGGUGAUAACUUACUCGGGAGGCAACAUCUACACUGGCACAAAUGAAGAACAAAAGGGUCGUGUUUCAUUUGCCUCCAAUUACCUGAGUGGAGAUGCCUCUUUGGAGAUUUCUUUCCUGCAGCCAAGCGAUGCUGGGCAAUACACAUGCAAAGUUAAAAAUGCCGGGCAGUAUGAGUGGACCCAUAUCACCCUGAAGGUUCUGGAGAAACCUUCCAAACCCAAAUGCUGGCAAGAAGGAGAGAUGUCUGAAGGAAGGGAAAUCAGUUUACACUGCAAUACAGUCUCUGGCACUAAACCCAUAAUGUACAUAUGGCAGCGUAUAGAUGAGGACGGAAAAGUUGGGUCCUUGCCACCCAUAGCACAUAUCAAUUUUUCCAAUCCUGCACAAAUUCUGAUGAAGAAUCUCACAACAAUGGCAACAGGGUUGUACCAGUGUACUGCCUCUAAUGAAGCAGGACAAAACAGUUGUGAUGUAAAAGUGACUGUGCAGUAUGCACGAAAUUUUGGCAUAGUUGCUGGAGCAGCUUGUGGAGUCAUGGGAGGGCCCUCCCUAGUUUUCUUGGCUGUGUGGCUGACAAUCAAGAGGAAAGAGAAGAAGAAAUACGAAGAAGAGACCCCAAAUGAAAUCAGAGAAGAUGCAGAGGCACCAAAAGCCCGAUUAGUCAAGCCUGGCUCUUCCUCUUCUGGCUCCAGAAGUUCACAUUCUGGUUCUUCCUCAACUAGAUCAACAGCAAACAGUGCCUCCCGCAGCCAACAGACAUUAUCAACGGAGGCAACCCCUCAUAUAACUCCGACACAACACAGCCAGGUGGAAAUAGGUGGCAGGGAAAUUGAGCCAAAGAAAAUUAAUCACUCCAAUUUGAUGAAGAUAGAAGCCACACCAACCAUGGUGCCUGCUCAGAGUCGGGCUUUCCAGACAGUUUGAUUGCUCCCCACCUAUUCAGGCUCCAGCUACGUCCAUCACACACACACACAACCAGCAUUACAUGAUUAGGUUGUUUACUUUCCAAGGCAACUCCAUACACACACACUCACACACUACAUAAUAAAACCCAUCACUCAAGUGUUUUCUGCUACAGAUAGACUUGAAAAGAGAAUUUAUGUUAACUAACUUUUAUUUUGCUUUUGUGAUUAAUUCUUAAAGGAAGAAAAGGGAAUGUUGAAGUUGCAGAAGUCAAAUGGUGGAAUCUUGAACCAUUUUUUAAAAAAUAAAUAAUUUUAAAAAGAGACAUAAAAAUCCCAAUAGAACUCUGAAGAGGAAAUUUCUAUUGUACAGUUUAUGAAAUGUAUACAUAAACCAAUAUCUUCUCAGUUGCGGCACCAGUUUUCGCUGCAGUUAUUCCUAUCAACUUCAAAAGGGAACUGACAGCUGCUCUGCAUGUAGCCUUUUGCUGAAUUACCUACGGUAGGAAGCUACACCAUCAACAAAACAGAAAUGACUUGAAAAAGAACUCAGAAACAGCGUUGAAGUGUUCACUGGAAAGACCUUCUCUGAACAUGGAAGUGCAUUAAUUUAGGAAGGUAUGUGUUACUAAAAGAAUAUAGACAAUAGCCUACUGUGACCAAACUCAAAUGUCAACUGUACCUUCAUAAAUCUGAAGCAAUUCCAUAGAAGUCAAGAGAAUUAGAUUCCAGUGGAUGAUUAUAAGAUCAGAAAAAUCCUGAAUUCCCCUUGCAAGUUUAAAAAGAUUCUCUUAUUUCUGAUGGAAAUAUUGUUGCUUUUAAAAAAAUCCAGAAUACAAUGGGUAGUGUGAUUAGGAAAGAUUUCUAGGUAAUGUUUUGGGAAAUCUUGUGGCAAAUAUUUGUGAAAGAAGCACUCCAACAUCCAAAUUUUUAAGGUAAAAGCCAAUGAAAGGAAGUUUGUUUAUACAAUGCAACCAAUACCAUAGAAAUCCACAGCUGCUUUUAAGAAUGUAUUAAGACUUUCCAAAGUAAGAAAACACUUGUAUUAAUACCACUACUAUCUCAUGAUAUUAAAGAUAUGUGUGGCCAGUCUGAUUUAAAAUGUCAAUACUGUAACUGAUUGUUUUAAAGUCUAAAUUAUGUCAUGGGAACUAUCUCACCACAUUCAUUGAGAAGAUAGUGGUAGAACCACUAGCCUUGUACAGUAAGGCCCCACUUUACAGCGCUUCGCUAAUGUGGCCGUCUCAAUUAGACUAAAGCCCCACUCAUACGGCGCUUGUUCUGCUUUUACGGCGGCUUUCGGGCAUCACACACCAUUCUAUUCAAUGAGUUCCGCUUUUCAGCAGUUUUGCUUUUUGGCGGGGGUCCGGACGUAACCCGCCAUAUGAGUGGGGCCCUACUGUACAGUACAAGAAUGAUUCCCAAAUAGUUGCUUAGAAUGCACCAGUGGAUGAUAGAUUGGAAAUAUAUUAGCAAUGAAUGUUAGAGACAAGAGAAGGGGGUUAAGGAAAAGUUUCUUAAAGGAAAUCAGAGCGGAGCUUUCUUCCAGUCAGAGGAAAACAUUUAUUUUGGGGUCUCUGUAACAAACAGGAAUUAUUUGCAGCAAGCUCCAAUGUGAUUAAAAUCAGCUCUAUGGAUACUAAGGGUUGUAUCUGAUGUUAGUCCUAUUCACCCAUUGAAAAUAAUGGACAUGAAUAACAGAUUCGUUAAUUUGAGUGAGUCAGGAUGCAACCCUAACUGUACAGCCCUUAUUCAGAAGGAAGUCCCACCAUGUUGAACAGGUUUACUCCUAGUAAGUGUUUCAGAUUGCAGCUUAAGGGUGCAAUUCCAAACAAACUUACUAGUGAGUGAAGCCCACUGAACAUACCAGGACUUACUUCCAAGUACGGUAAACAUGCAUAGGGUUGCACUGUUAAUUUUCUCCCUCAACUAAGGAAGCUACUUUCCCCCUUCUUCAAAAUUAGCCUCCUGUAUGCAGUUCAUAAUAAAUUUGUAUGAUGCACAUUCUUAACAUGAAGAAAAUCAAAUAUAAGCUUUAAAGACCAUUGAAAUGUUUAAUCAAUGCACUGGACUGAAUUAUCACAGAGAUUAUGGCAGGAUGGUCAAAAUAUUAUGAAUUUAUCACAACCUGUUUUUAUGAAACCAAGAAGCUAUUUAGAUCGUAUUAGUCAUUAUUUAUUGACCCAAGUACAGAAAUAGAUUAAUUGCAAGAGUUCACCACAAAAUAGGGGGCACUGAAACAGUGAUAUGAGACACAAAAUUUUCCAGUGGAAAUUUUUCCAUUUCAUUAGCUUAGUAGUAACAAUGAACUGAUGCCAAUUGCAAAUACAGUAUUAGAUACAUUUGGUAGUUUUAAGGUUUUUAGCUUUAUUUAUUGGAGAACCAGUGUGGUGUAGUGGUUAAGGUGUUGGACUACGACCUGGGAGACCAGGGUUCGAAUCUCCACACAGCCAUGAAGCCCACUGGGUGACCUAGGGCUAGUCACUGCCUCUCAUCCUCAGAGGAAGGCAAUGGUAAACCCCCUCUAAAUACCGCUUACCAUGAAAACCCUAUUCAUAGGGUCGCCCAUAAGUUGGAAUCAACUUGAAGGCAGUCCAUUUCCAUUUCAGCUUUAUUUAUUAAAUACAAGUAAAAUAAACAUGCUAAAUUAUACAACUCUCUGGGCAUCAGAAGUUUCCAAUGGAAACUUAAUUUUUUUUCAGAAGCAAAGUACCCUAUUCAAAUUACUCUAAUUUGCAAAGGAAAACCCAUAUCACUGUUUUCAAUAGGCUGAGAUGUAUCUAUAUGGUAUGUGUGCACUUUGAGCCUUAACUUGAUAUUAGGUUCACAAGCCAAAACCUGCAAUUUCUUUGAUGGUUAAGUACAAGCUAUGGAUUCUAUUAUCUUAGAGAGUCAUCAAUGACAUCAUAGGUUAAAAUUAACCUAAGUGAAGAUAUUAAGAAGGGAGAAAAGAUAUAAAUAAAGGUGGAGGAAAUUAUUGCAGAAAACCAAGCAUUUCAUGUUAAAAGGAAAUGUUAAGUGCACUGUCUUUUGAAGUAGACAUGGUACUAAACACUAUUUCAGAAGGGAAACUACACUCAUGUUAUGAGAAACCAAACUUUAUUUUGUAAAAUAUUCUAUUUAAAGCAUUUACUCUUAUCAUGUAUACUAAUUAUUAUUUAGCGUGGGUGCAUAAUUCUUCUCUAGUUUUCUUUUAAUUCUAGGUAAACCAAGGUAACUUCUCUUCUACCUGCUAUUAUUGGUGUAUUUGUGCUCAGAGCGAGCAACACAAAGGGAAACAAAUAUUUAUUAUAGAUUCCUUUGAAUCAACAAUUUAGU
Molecule: messenger RNA, 4920 nt
Organism: Rhineura floridana
Lineage: Eukaryota; Metazoa; Chordata; Lepidosauria; Squamata; Rhineuridae
Gene: CLMP
Product: CXADR like membrane protein
Exons: 8
Coding region: 560-1624 (354 amino acids)
Cellular component (GO): membrane; cytoplasmic microtubule; cell surface
Source: RefSeq, a predicted model, not a curated record